AUGGCAGCAACAACCUGCUCGGUCGGCGGUAUUGAGAACUUGCUGGGCAAGGCAGGACUGGACACCCCAAUCCCAGAUUUCCCCGGCGCAGACAUUGUGCACAACCCGCAGGACAUCUUCCGAGUCUACCUUGCCGAGCUAGUUCAGAAACUCGUUAACUGCGACAGACUUAUUGCGUACGAUGCUAUCCAGACACCAAACGUCACGGGCAUGGGCGAUCUUGUGAUUGUGGCGCCGAGGCUCAGACUCAAAGAUAUGAAGCCCGAGGAUCUGGUAUCAGACCUGGCCCAGAGAUUGCCGAUAUCGCCGCCUUUUGGCUGUCCCCUCAAAGACGGUAUCCGUCUGCAGGUCUUCUCGUCGCCCAAUACAUUAUCGCGACUCCUUCUGUCUUACAUCAGUGAUAGAGCUGCCUCAUAUGGAUAUGAUACGUCACUCGGACUUGCCGAUGCCACCGCGCCAGAGGGGCCAAAGAAGAAGGUUCUCGUGGAGUUCUCUUCUCCGAACAUGGCGAGUGAGUUUCAAGUAUCGCACUUGCGCAGUACCCUCAUCGGCACAUAUGUUUCAAAUGUGCAUGCCUCUAUGGGAUGGGAUGUUGUCAAGAUAAAUUACCUAGGUGAUUGGGGAAAACAGAUCGGCCUUCUAGCUGCUGGUUGGCAGAGAUUUGGUUCUGAGGAGGAAUUCACCAAACAACCGCUCCGUCAUCUUCUCGAAGUCAACCACAAAAUCCAGGAACUAUUCAAGCCCGAGGUUGACGAGUGCAAAGCCGCAAAGGUGAAUGGUCAGGAUGUCACCGAGAUCGAAUCCCGAGGAUUGUAUGCCGAACGGGACGAGUUCUUUAAGAAGAUGGAGGACAGAGAUCCAGAAGCCAUCGCGGUGUGGCAGCGUUUUCGCGACGCAACUGUAAAGGAUUACACCGAUUCCUACGCACAGCUUGGCGUAACGUUCGACGAAUAUUCCGGAGAGUCACAAGUUACUGCGGAAUCCAUCGCAGAAGUGGAACAGGUAUUGAAAGAGAAGGGAGUUUAUGAAGAACACGAGGAUUCCUGGAAAAUUGACUUUUCGAAGCACGACGCGAAGGGACUCUCGCUCGCUGUGUUGCGCUAUCGCAAUGGUACAACCUCAUAUCUGUUGCGGGAUCUUGCUGCAGUGCUCGACCGAUUCAAGAAACACUCUUUCGAUAAGAUGAUCUAUGUUGUUGCGAUGGAGCAAGAGAUGCAUUUCCAUCGAGUUACAAAGACACUGGAGCUCAUGGGGAGACAGGAUCUUGCUGAGCGCAUACAGCAUGUUUCUUUUGCCAAGAUAAAUGGGCUUCCAGAAGAACUUAAAGGCGCGACACUACUGAGUGACUACCUUGACGGCUGCCGCUCUAUGGUGCAUGCGAGUCUUGAAGAGGAAGAGGAGGAAUCCUUCCAUGUGGAUAAGUCUGACAAGUCGGUGGACCUACUUGGUCUUGCUGGGCUAUUCAUCCAAGACCAUAUUCACAAACGAACUACCUCAUAUACGAGCGAUCCGAAGAAGAUGGUUCCACUGGAAGGCGAGUCAGGUGCAGCCAUUCAGAACUGCUAUGCCAGGUUGUCCAAGAAAUUGGCAUCUGGACCCAGCAGUUUCGACUACGAGACGCUCGACUACUCUUCUCUGGAGGAGGAAGACUAUGCUGAGCUCCUGCGUAUCUUGCUACAAUACCCAGAUGCUGCGCAUGGUUGUUUCAGAACUCUCGAGCCAUCGUUCAUCGUCGUAUACUUGCUGCGACUUGUUGAUCAACUUAUGGUUACACUCGAUGAUGACGAUGAGAAAGAUUGGACCGACCUAGAUACAGCCAGCGAGGCCAGUUUGGCUCUCUACGAGAAUACCAGACAAGUGUUUGAGAAUGCGCUGAGACUUAUUGGGGUGAGUCCAUGGAGUUCUUAA
Messenger RNA from Fusarium sp. VM40, 1908 nucleotides. The record is from the annotation of a GenBank genome assembly. Lineage: Eukaryota; Fungi; Ascomycota; Sordariomycetes; Hypocreales; Nectriaceae.